AUGGAAAGAGGCAUUCCGUCGUUUACGGCCCCUCAGAAUAGGACGACGGUGGAGUCGGUUCCCCCUGCGGAUACCACGCGUACUUCUCCAGGUACCUACCGCCCUAUGUUAUUUCGAGACGAGGUAUUCACCGGCACAAAUGAGACUACCUUAGGCACCAUCCUCAUUAAUGUUAAGUUAGCAGCAAGGCGGGCUUCACCUCCAUGGGAUGAUGAAGAUAGGACCCAAUACCUCUUGGAUCACUUAGGUGCUCAGGCCAAACGUACUACUGCAACGUACUUUUUACGAAUCGAAGAAGAAGAGGGGACACCUCCAACGUUUGGGGAACUGGUGGCGUACUUGUCCCGUGUUUUUGAGCAGAUCGUGACACCAGAGCAGAAGAUCAAUGACCUUCUUGAUUACACACGUGCCCGAUCAACAUCCUUCGAUCGCUAUGUUAUGGGAUUCCAGAGGAGAGUCGAAGAACUCCCCUCGGCCAUUCAUAGGUCACCAGGAGACAAAUUCUUUGUCUCAAUCUUCAGACAGGGUCUCUCAUCGGAAGCGAGAGACUUGUGGACAGCAUGCCCUAGGUUACCCACGACUUGGAAAGCAGUCGCGGAAUUGAUCCGGGAACACCCAGGGGUAGUUCAGUCAAUGGAUAGGCCAGAGGAACGCACGAAAUCCUCUGCACGGAAUCCAAUGGGAAAGAGUAAUAAGGCAUUGCCUGGUAGGGAACAGGGAGGAGGAAUGGCGAGUAACAAGGGAGCCUCGUUAGUAUGUUACGCUUGUGGAGAAGAAGGGCACAUUGCUCGAAGAUGCCCUCACCAGAGACAGAGUUUAGUUCAACUAAAGGAUCGGAAUGAUAUUGAAGGAUUAGUUCAAUCGUUAAAGAACCUUCAUAUAUCAGAUAACCCAGUAGCACCAGUAAGGAGUGGAUAUUCUUAUUAUUACGACCAUAAAAAUUACACCAAUAAGAAGAUAAAAAUAGAGCCUGAAGUAACGGAAUUACAGAAAGCAGUUAGACUUAUGGAAGAUGUAGUGAUUACUACAGUAGACAAAGAAUCACAAAAUAAAGUUAAAGUAUUAGUGGAUACAGGAGCGUAUUUACCACUAGUAAUCCAGCGAUGUGUACGCAGGUUACAGAUACCAACUUUUGAGUUGCCUGAAGAGCAAUAUCGUGGUAUAAGCGGAGAAAGGAUCUCAGCAAAUAGAGGCGUGAAGUUGUGUUUACAGUAUGAAGGUAAGACAUACACGUUCGCGGCCUAUAUCACUCCAUUAGAGUUGGAGAUAGACGUAAUAGUAGGUACUACAACCAUGGGGUUGCUACCAGAGUUCUUACAGAUAGUAACUCGACAUUUAGCUGACGCAAGUCGCAGACUACGUGCUACAGAGAACGCCGUAGAAAUGACAGAAGUUAAGGGUCAUAGGGAUGACUUAAAGAGAAAGUCUAUGCGUGAAGGAUCACAGAAGACAGAAUCAACUGAGGCCAAGUGUGAUUCCAAUGAUGAAGCCAUAGCCUCGAACUACGAGAGUUCGACAGAAGGUUCCGAGAUAUGGGAUGAGAUGGUUAGUGAGUCGGAUACUCAGACCUCCCAUGAAGGCACGCCGAUACCACCAGUAAUGGAACUGGAGGGAACAAAAGGAAGAUCGGUGAGGAACAAACAAGAAGAGAAUAGUAAGACACCUACAAGGAAUAAGGUGGAGACAGACCUAAGGGAACAACAGAUAAGUUCUAGGUUACAAAGCCAUGAAGAUUGGAUAUGCCACAUGGUAAGCAAGCCCGAUAAGACAGGGAAUGAAGAUAAAGGUUCGGAAGAGUCGAACUUACCUGAUGGUCUACAGGAGAAAUAUAAGGACACGGUUACUAAUGUAUUGAAUAGCGAUAACAUUGUGAAGAGAACGGUCUAUCAUGAGAUUGAGCUCGUCAAGGGAACGAGAGUACCGAAAUUACAACCGUAUAGACAAACAGCAAAAGAGAAAGAGAUAACACGUAAAAUCGUUGCUGAGCUAUUAGAGCAAGGAUUCAUUGUACCUUCAAAAGCACCAGGAAGCUCUCCUGUGGUGUUAGUAAAGAAGAAGGACAAUAGUUACAGAUUAUGUGUGGAUUAUAGGGAAUUGAAUAAGAUCACCGUCAGUGACCCGUUUCCCUUACCCAGAAUUGAAGAGAUGCUAGCAUGUAUAGGAGAUGCAAAAGUGUUUAGCACUCUCGACCUCCAUAGCGGAUAUCACCAGAUCCCAAUGAGAAAAGAAGACAGAGCAAAGACAGCGUUUGUAACAUCGGAAGGAAAGUAUGAGUACUUGGUAAUGCCAUUCGGAUUAAUGAAUGCCCCCAGCACGUUUGCUAGGUACAUGUCAGAAAUAUUUAGAGGACUGCGUUUUGUAGCAGUCUACUUGGGUGAUUUAUUAGUUUACUCUUUGAAUGAACAAGAACACAUAUAUCACCUAGCUGUGGUAUUAGGGAAGUUGAAGGAACAUGGAUUGAUAGCUGAGAAGAAGAAAUGUCGUUUCCAUGUGAACAAGGUUGAAUUUCUAGGAUACGAAGUCAGUGAUAAGGGAAUUAGACCCCUCAGUCACAAAUGUGAAGCCAUUAAAUUAUUGAAGAUGCCACAGACUGUGAAACAAGCACAAAGGUUUUUAGGAUUAGUGAACUAUUAUCGUAGGUUCAUUCCUAAUUGUUCGUUGAUCACUCGACCGUUACAGAGAUUCAUUGCAGGAAAAGAGAAGUGGACAAAACGCCACACGGAAGCAGUGAAACAUACGAAAACGUUAUUGUCGAGCGAACCAAUUCUAGUCAAAUUCAAGACACAGGAUUUAAAUGCGAAUUAUGUUUUGACUACAGAUGCUUCUAAAGAAGGAGUAGGAGCAGUGUUGGAAGAAGUGGAUGAAAAAGGUAAGGUUUUAGGAGUAGUUGAAUACUUCUCGAAGUCGUUUAAUGACGUACAGUCGCGAUACCCAGCCGGAGAAUUAGAAUUAUUAGGUAUCAUGGAAGCUUUACGCCAUUUCAAAUAUCUUUUACAUGGCAGGAAAUUUAAGAUAAAGACUGACCAUUUAGGACUGUUGACAACGCAGAAUAAAGGAGAACCACAUCGUAGGGUAGCGAGGUGGCUGGAUGAACUAGAAGAAUAUGAUUUUACAUUAAGUUAUCUGAAAGGACCAGAUAACGUAGUUGCGGAUGUGUUAUCAAGAGAUGUAAGAAGAAUCUAUAUGGUAGAAGAGGCAACCAUUAGACCAUCGUUAUGGACAGAGGAAUAUAAAGCAGACCCAUUUUCCAUCGCAGUAUUAAAAACUUUGAAGAAGAAGUUUAAACCCAGAAUGGAAGGGAACGACGUGAAUAUUGUAGCUAAAUAUAUGGAAAAGAUGAAGAAAUCAGAGAUAUUCAGGAAUAAGAUGUCGUUCAAAGAUGAUGUGAUCUAUUAUGAGAAUAGGAUCAUAGUACCACGAAGUAAAGUACAAGAGGUGUUAAACAUUUACCAUGACCACUUCUUGACAGGAGGACACUUUGGGAUUGAAGCAACUUAUAAUAAAAUUGCGCUUUACUACUAUUGGCCAAAGAUGUCUAGAGAUGUGAAAGAAUACGUGAGAACAUGUACAGACUGUCAGAUUCGGAAACAUCACCGACCAAACAGCCAAGGUAAGAUUAUGCCUUUGCCGCAAGCAACAGGUCGUUGGAAGGAAUUAAGUAUGGAUUUCUUAACAGGAAUACCAGAAUCAGUAGGAGGAAAUGAUAUGAUAUUAGUGGUGGUGGAUCGUUUUUCGAAGUAUGCAUGGUUUAUACCUUGUAAGAAGACGAUUACAGGAGAACAGGUGUUUCAGUUAUUGGCAGGUAACAUCUUCAGUCACAAAGGAGUUCCAGACACGCUUGUAAGCGAUCGAGACAUACGUUUCGAAGGGAAGAAAUACCAAGAACUAACGAAAGGCUUAGGAAUUAAGUUGUUACGUUCGACAGCAGGCCAUCCGCAGACCGAUGGACAGACAGAACGGGUAAUGCAACCGUUAACAAGACUGUUAAAACAGUAUGCACAAUCACCAAAUUGGGAUACGCAUCUAUGGCACGUACAAAUAGCGUACAACAAUGCGUAUAAUCAGGCUAUUAAGGAUAUGCCAGCAAGAGUUGCAAAUGGCUAUUUAAUCAUUGAUCCAUGUGUAGAUGCCAGAGCAGAUAGUGGAAAUCAGAAUUUAGAACCAGAUCAAUUGGCAAAAUUAUUGGAAGUAAUGAACGCUAGAAUUAAAGACCAAUUAGAAGAAAAUCUAUAAGAAUGGAAGUCGACAAGAAUGACAGACGUAGAGAAGUCACAUUCGAACCAGGAGAAUUAGUGUUGGUAUUAAAGAAGAGAAUCAAUGAGGACAAACUAUACCAAAAAUUAGCGUCAGAAUACGAAGGAUCCUAUAAAGUGAUCAGGAAGAUUAACGAUAAUGCGUAUGAGAUUGACUUACCUCCGCAUAUCUCAGCACAUAAGGUCAUUAACGUACAAUAUCUGAAGAAGUAUUAUCUCAGGAGUAAACACUAUACAAACAACCACCCGAUAGCAGAUUAG
Eremothecium cymbalariae DBVPG#7215 is the source of this 4514-nucleotide messenger RNA. RefSeq lists its product as uncharacterized. The transcript has a single exon. The record is from RefSeq and is a predicted model, not a curated record. Gene Ontology annotation, biological process: DNA integration. Bases 1 to 4233 code for a protein of 1410 amino acids. Lineage: Eukaryota; Fungi; Ascomycota; Saccharomycetes; Saccharomycetales; Saccharomycetaceae. Gene Ontology annotation, molecular function: nucleic acid binding; zinc ion binding.